Abrus precatorius (Indian licorice) is the source of this 1534-nucleotide messenger RNA. Its product is annotated as CDP-diacylglycerol--glycerol-3-phosphate 3-phosphatidyltransferase 2-like. The record is from RefSeq and is a predicted model, not a curated record. Gene Ontology annotation, molecular function: CDP-diacylglycerol-glycerol-3-phosphate 3-phosphatidyltransferase activity. Lineage: Eukaryota; Viridiplantae; Streptophyta; Magnoliopsida; Fabales; Fabaceae. The transcript is spliced from 7 exons. Gene Ontology annotation, cellular component: chloroplast envelope; membrane. Bases 59 to 913 code for a protein of 284 amino acids. Gene Ontology annotation, biological process: glycerophospholipid biosynthetic process.
UGAUCCAAGAAUUACGAAAAAUAACAGCGAGAACUUACAUUAGAAUAAGAAGAAGGAAAUGAUGUCAAGCUUGAAACUGAGUGCAACAGCUUCAAUCUACUACAUGCGCAAAGCCACAACGAAACCCUUGUUGUGGACACCAAACAGAAACAGAACAAUUCAGCAAAGGUACAUGCCUUCCCAUUCUCCUUCAAAAAGCAAAACCCUAUCCUUCCCAAUUAGGGACAGAUUGGGAUGUUUGGGAAAGGCUGGUAUUGCUACAGAUUUAGGUUCCACGGUUCCAUCACAACCACAACCUCACCCUCAGCCAGAACCUCCCAAAUUGCUUACAUUACCCACCAUUUUAACCCUCGGUCGUGUCGCCGCUGUGCCGAUUCUUGUCGCCACUUUCUACAUGGAUGGUUGGCGAGGAACUGCUGCUACCACGAGUAUUUUCGUUGCUGCUUCACUUACAGAUUGGCUUGAUGGCUAUAUUGCUCGCAGGAUGAAGUUGAAAUCUUCUUUUGGCGCUUUCUUAGAUCCAGUAGCAGACAAGCUUAUGGUUGCUGCCACGCUAGUCUUGUUGUGUACUAGGCCUUUGGGUGUUGCUGCGUUUGGACAAGCACCUUGGUUACUGACUCUGCCUUCAAUUGCCAUAAUUGGGAGAGAGAUAACCAUGUCUGCAGUCAGGGAAUGGGCUGCUUCCAAGGAUAGUAAGCUUUUGGAGGCUGUUGCUGUAAAUAACUUGGGGAAGUGGAAAACAGCCACACAGAUGACAGCAUUAACCAUCCUCCUUGCAACCCGGGACUGGAGUCACGGAGGAGCUGCUAUUGUAGUAGGCUCCGGUGUUGUUUUGCUUUAUACUUCAGCAGGGCUUGCCAUAUGGUCGUUGGUUGUAUAUAUGAGGAAAAUAUGGAAGGCGUUGUUGAGGUAGCGAGCCUGAUGCUCUGUGCAUUCACUUACAACUUGGUGGGUUCGUUUCUCACAAACAUUUACCAAUUUCACGCAAAGGGGCUGCAUUUUUUGGUGGCAUGUAAAUUUAAUAUUUAUUCUACACAACGUCUAGCUGCACACAGCGCCAUAUCUCCUAUUCCCGUUUAUCAUCUAAAUAUCUUUUUGGGUCUUUGGUCACCCUAGGAAAGAAGUAAAAAAGAGGCAGACUAGCCAUGCUUAAACGUUGCGGCAGUGAUUUUGUUCUAGGUCCCAACUAUAAAUUAGGAACAUUGAAAGUUUGCGACCAGAGAAAAAUCAUCACAAGAAUUAUUGUAUGACGAAGUUGACUUGUCAAUGAUUUUUGUUCUGAUAUAUUAUUUAAUGAUGUGAGCAGAAAAGGCUUGAUCGAGUGUGACGUGAUUUUCUUGCACCUCACUAAUAAUUUUUUAGGAUUUCAUUCAAAUAAACUUUAAGGCAUUCUGAAAUCCGUACAUACUGCGGAGUGGGGCUUUGUAUUUUUUUAACAAUAAUUUUCUUGUUUGGAUGUCGUCAUUCAUGUCAUGGAUGAAAUUUAUUUUUUUAAUCUUUUCAAUUAUAUUUUAUAUACAAAGGCGAAAUUAAG